Papaver somniferum (opium poppy) is the source of this 285-nucleotide messenger RNA. Its product is annotated as ras-related protein RABB1c-like. Gene Ontology annotation, cellular component: Golgi apparatus. NCBI's taxonomy places the organism in Eukaryota, Viridiplantae, Streptophyta, Magnoliopsida, Ranunculales, Papaveraceae. The record is from RefSeq and is a predicted model, not a curated record. Gene Ontology annotation, molecular function: GTP binding; GTPase activity. The coding region runs from base 1 to 285 and encodes 94 amino acids. The transcript has a single exon.
AUGACAAUUAUGCUUAUCGGCAACAAAUGUGAUCUUGCUCGCAGAAGAGCUGUUAGCACAGAGGAAGGUGAGCAGUUUGCCAAGGAGCACGGCUUGAUAUUUACGGAAGACUCUGCAAAAACUGCUCAGAACGUCGGAGAGGCGUUUUUAAGUACGGCAACAACAAUCUACAAGAAGAUCCAGGAAGGUGUUUUUGAUAUAUCAAAGCAGCCUCGAGGAAUAAUAAUUGGACACGGAUGGGAGCCAUCUGGACCUAUUUCCCAACGAGGAGUCUGUUGCGGUUAA